UGUAGUACAUAAUACAUAGGCAUCCCCGCAGCCACGAGCAUCCUUAGCCCCAGCUGAGUUCAUCCUGCACAAGAUCGGUCAGUGGAUCAAGCAAAUAACCAAUGUUGGCCGUCGGUUUUUAUCAAGCUCUUGCCGCCGUCGGCCGAUCGCCGCCGGCUUCUCUUGGCACGCCGAGAUGGAGACAGGCUGCAGCUCCUCUCCCCAUGUCCACGACGGCUAGCAGCAAACACCGGCGUACCACCCUUGUCUCACGUGCAGCUAUUAACAUCCCCCCCGACGCUUUGGUUCAUUCCUUCCGCAAAACAUUCGGAAGCGACCAGAAACCGCAAUGGGGAAUCAAGGUAGAGAAUGAAGGAAACGAGAAUCAGAAGGUCAUCAAGCUCUGGUUUCUGGUGUCAGGCAUCGACGAAUCGAGGGUCAAAGAUGAGGUCGAGGUUGAUCUUCCUAAUGACAGUAGUGUGCUCACGAUCAAAAGCAAGUACAAGGCCGCCAAUGACGAUCUGCUUGACGUGCGCCUACUUUUGACAGCAGGCUACAACAGGGAGGGGAUCAAGGUGGAAACGGAGAAAAGUGGCGACAAGGUGCUCUUAGAGGUGACCAUCUUCCAAAAGAGCACUACGCUUCAUAAAAUCGAUAUCAAAUAGCUUAGCUAGGAGAUGUUGCUAUGAUUGAUAUCUGUGUGUGUUGUCUAUGUACUCCUGUGAGAGAUGAGUGUGACGCUACUGGUAGUAUUUCUUGUUGGACAAUAAUACAUUCUCAUAAAUAUAUCA
Molecule: messenger RNA, 770 nt
Organism: Phragmites australis (common reed)
Lineage: Eukaryota; Viridiplantae; Streptophyta; Magnoliopsida; Poales; Poaceae
Exons: 2
Coding region: 102-644 (180 amino acids)
Source: RefSeq, a predicted model, not a curated record